CGCACAUAUAAGUAUAGAUUGAGUAGGACAUAUUAAUAUUAGAUGUUUGUGUUUGGUGGCACUCUCACGUUUUAAGAAUUACUAAUAUAAUUUUCUCUUGUUGUGGUUGAUUUACCCGCUUCAAAAGCAAGAAUGGCUUGUUGAUUUUGCCCGUUCAGAGUGAUACUAAAACUUAAUUCAGAUAAAAUAUUAUAUAAUCGGUGUUUAGAAUAAAUGAAUAAUAUUGUGUUACCAGUAGUUACCCUAAUUUUGAUUUGUAAGUAACUUAAGAAUAAAAUCGAUAGUGGUUACGACUGUUGUUCACGAAAUAGCGCUCAGACUACUAGUACUAUGUCAUAUCACAGCAAACCUGAACAGCCCUGAUAGUGAUGUUACUAGUGACUUCAGGGAAAAAUCGGUUAGGAAAUGCAACCUUAUAUGCUUGCUUUAAUAAACGCACUAGUUAAAGUAGUUUCUGGUGGGAUUAGCUACUUAAACAUAUUAACAUGAAGCUUGUAAUAACUGCUGCAGAGAAAAUAAAUAAUACGAUUAAGUGCAGUAUUGGUGAAGCAUUUACUAUUCAAUUUUCCAGUUACAGUUAUUAGAAAUUUAACAUUUCAUUCCAUUCAGAUAUCAAUGUAAUACAUUAUCAUCACCACUAAAAUUCAGAUAACUUCAGUAUAUAUUCAUUUUAAGAAGUUAUGACUAAAACUAAAGCAAUGAUGUAAUAUGUCAAUGUACAUCUGCCACGUUCAGUGCCGAUGAGGCCUUUCACUAAUAUUGAAGUUCCAUGCUACUAAGAUUGAAGAUGGUAGUGAAAUGUAUGCGAAUCUGCUUUCCAACUGUGUUUCACUACUCAGAAGUUUAGAAUAAGGAACAACAUUUACAUUUUACAAUGUUCCAUGACCUAUAAGCAUACAAGUAGCACACAUUUUAAUUUCCUGUUGGUGGAGAUUUCCUUGCAACAGGCAGUGUACAGUCUGGUACAUGUAUAAACACCAGACAGAUGACAGAAGGCAAGUCUACCUACACAUAGGAAGAGGAUUGGUUAAUCUAUUUUGUUUUUUAAGAAUAAUUUAAAUUAUGCCACCCCCACCUCCAACGGCUCCUCCUCCACCUUUGUCAGAUGUUUGCCCCUCACUUGAUAAAAAAGUAAAGACAGAUCGUAAUGCACUGCUGUCAGACAUCAGACUAGGAACCAAACUGAAGAAGGCAGUGACCAAUGACCGAAGUUCUCCUCAAAUAAAUGCAUGUAAAGGAACAAAUCACAAAUCUUCUGAAAAACUCAACUCUCCAGCUGGCCUUGGUGGGCUAUUUGCCCAAGGAGUACCAAAGUUACGAGAAACUGGGACUCGGCCAGCAGCUUCAGCAGUUUCAAGAGGAAGAUCAACUGAAAACCCUAAUGACCAAAAAACAUCAUUAAACAAAUCUUUACAUAAAAGAGCUGUAAGCUGUUCUCAGUCUCUCACCCCAGUCAAGUCGCAUCAACAAACCUUAACUAAAUCUUCAACUAUUAAUAAAAACAGUAAUGCUCAUACAGCCAAUCAUGUGAUAGGACUAAAUCAAAGGUGUCCAUUCCCAAAUGGUUUACGUUCACCUCAUGAUUCUCCCCCCACCCCACCACAGAAACCAAGCAAUAUCAAUUCUAAUUACUUGACUGGUCAGAAGUAUUGUUCUCCUAUAUCCAAAAAACCUCCUACAGUAUCAGUUGGUUUAAAUAAGAGUACAAAGAGAGAAUCUUUUCCAAGACCUUCACCUCCUCCUCCUCCAAAGAACCCACAGCUCACCCUCACCAAAUCUCCACUGAUACUGAACAAACCUGUCAGUGUAGUAAAACAGCAAGAUAUAAAGGCUCAAAACAUUAAAAAUGAUCUUAAAUCAUAUUCUAAUAUUACAUCUCAAAAAGAAGUUUCAGCCACAAAAAAUCAAGCCCCAUUACUUUCACCUUCACAAAAUCAGAAUGUUACUGGGGGUCUCGGUGAACUUAAGCAUAAACCAUAUUCAAGAGGUGUUAUGCCUUCUUCUAGAAAACAAAAAACUGCUCUGUCUCCACCAUCAACUACAACUACUGUAAAAGCUACACCUUCUACUAAUCGCCCAACCCCUCCACUUCCACCCUUAAGGUCACCAUCUGUAGCACCACCCCCUCCACCUCUACACAUAAAUGUAUCACCUUCUCCUUCUUAUACAAAGAACCCUCCACCACCACCACCGAGUGUGCACCCUCCUUCUCCACCUGCUCAAAACAACUAUGAGAAGACAACCCCGUGGGACUGAGAAAAAAUUUGUACCCUGGAGGUAUGCAUUACGUGUUAACUUCUGACCAAAGCAAGCUGCCUAUACAGAUCAGAACUGAAAAUUAACCCCAAUAAAAAAUGUAGGUAAUGCGCUGUUCUUCAUUAUAAUAGUUAAUGUAUUGAUUCAUCAGUUUGUUACCCUCACUAUUAGCAACAUUUUUAAUAGUAAUCUCAACAAUAUCUAAUGAGAUUUGGCCACCUUAGGAUAUUUAAGUUACUCCUAAAUCCAUACACUGAGAAAAGGAUACAAAAUAAUUUUCAUAAUUAAAGAAAAUAAUGAAUACCUGAUAUACAUAUACUUUUUAACCAAUUCUAUUAAUGAAACUAACAUUAACAAAAGAGCAGAACUUUCCCAUAAAAUUAAAACCAAGUACCAGUUUAUAGAGUAAGAAUCUUUUUUAAGUAUGUAUAUGUUGUACUAGAAUGAACAAAAAACAUGAUAAGCUACCUUUUUCCAAUAUUACUGUGUAUUUUUGGUGAAUGUUUGAAGCUUAAAAUAUCUCUGCAAUAGGUGUUUCUCGUUUCUAAACUGAUAACAGAUAUAUCUGUGCUGGAUUUUUAUGUAAAAUGAAGUAUAAAAUUAAAAAAAGAAAAGAAACGUGUUUAUAUUACUCUGUCAUAUACAUGCAUAAAUGCGGGCCUAAUUUGUGUGUAUGAUUGUAGAUGUCUGGUAUUGCUGAUCAUAAGUAUUGGUUUAAUUACAUAAUGUAAUUUAAUAUGCGUGUGUGUGUGUACAUUUAAUUUUGCACUUCUGGACAACAUUUUCUUAAAUAUAUGUAGUGUAUCGACAGUUUAAAUAUCUAAAAUUAAUCAUCAAAACUAACAGUAUGCAAGAAUAAUGAUAAAAAAGUGUUUUUUACCAACUUGUAUCUGAGAUACCAAUUUCAUAUGUAACUGAUGUCACUGUCAAUUAUUAGAAGCAUAACUUGAGGAAAUAUUAAACUACUUGAAACUUUUUAUCAAAUUGUGCGAUUCAUCUUUGAGUCCAUGUAAUCAUGUUAAAAUUAACUUUAAAGUUUCUUGCAGUAUUAUGUAUUGGUAAGUACUGAAAGCAUUAUUAUUAUGCUGUUUUAAUUAUAGUUUUAAGUGAGUUCUUUGUGUUAUGAUUAUUUGAAAUUCUUUGCAGAUGGUUUUGAAUCCAAAUUUAAAAACAGAUUCCAUGGAAUUUUUGAAUUACCUUCGCCUGAUUGUUUUGAAAACACACCAAAAACCUAUUCCAGCAAAA
Limulus polyphemus (Atlantic horseshoe crab) is the source of this 3501-nucleotide messenger RNA. RefSeq names its product WAS/WASL-interacting protein family member 3-like. The transcript is spliced from 7 exons. Gene Ontology annotation, molecular function: microtubule binding; actin binding. Gene Ontology annotation, cellular component: actin filament; cytoplasm. Gene Ontology annotation, biological process: actin filament polymerization. The coding region runs from base 1063 to 2256 and encodes 397 amino acids. NCBI's taxonomy places the organism in Eukaryota, Metazoa, Arthropoda, Merostomata, Xiphosura, Limulidae. The record is from RefSeq and is a predicted model, not a curated record.